Plasmodium gonderi is the source of this 501-nucleotide messenger RNA. RefSeq lists its product as hypothetical. The transcript has a single exon. NCBI's taxonomy places the organism in Eukaryota, Apicomplexa, Aconoidasida, Haemosporida, Plasmodiidae. The record is from RefSeq and is a predicted model, not a curated record. The coding region runs from base 1 to 501 and encodes 166 amino acids.
AUGAAUGGUCUUUUUCACUCAAGGAGAAACUUUAACAUCGCCCGACUUAAUGACAUACUCAUAAGCCACAAAUGCAAAGGGAACAAUGUAAAAGAAUUGUACUGUAAGAAAUUAUCCUUCAGCACAAAAAACAGUGAGUAUAACAGUAAUGGCAACACCUUAAAUUAUAAAUCUUCUAAAAAAGGAAACGAUGAAAAACAUACCAAUCUUUUUUCAAAUAUGCAAUACAAGGCAAUUAAUUCACAACCAAAACGAAAUUUAAGUGUUUUUGGCUACAACAGAGGAAAACUAUUCGUAAGCAUAAAGAAAGAUUUUACAAGCUUUGUUGUAAACUCGUUAAUCAUAUUCGUUUUUCUAUAUUCACUUUUUACAUUGGCACCCAAAGAAACUAUUUCGCAAAGAAGAAAAAGAAUUAUUACGGAAAGACUGAUGAAAGAAUAUGACAUUUCUGCAAAUGAUCUUGAAAUGAUUGAACAACUUGACGAAAUAGCUGAAGAAUAA